AUCAGGAUCUACAAUGAGGAAAACAAUGUCAGGCACAGGUGUGACUAAACGUUAUAGUGACUAUCCAACACCUAAGAGUAGUGCUGAUGUUAUGAGGAGAAGUACUGGCAAUGUUUCAAAAUGGGCUUCUACUGAUUACAAUGGAGUUAAAAAAGGAACUAAAAAUUAUGAUAAACCAUGGAUGACUAAUAUAAAGAAAGAGCGACCACAAACUUUAACUAAAGGAACAAUGUCUGAAGAACAGAACACUAGACCAGCUCGUAAAACAAAGAAGCAAGACUGGGAUCCUAAAUCUAAGGUCACAAGUCCUACAUUUGAUGAAAUGUUUCAAAGCAAGACAACUAGCAAACCAAGUCAGAAGUCAACAUGGGCAGCUCAGGAUGAUGAAGAGCUUCUGUAUAAGAGUGCAGGAUAUAGAGGAAUACAACGAAGAUCAGAAUAUGAAGAGGAUCCUCUUGCUGGUGAAUUAGUUAUCGCCAAGUCACGUCCACGACAAUCAGAAGAUGAAGGUUACAGUACACCAACAAAUUUGUAAGUUAUGUUUUAUGGAAACACCUCAGU
Molecule: messenger RNA, 561 nt
Organism: Saccoglossus kowalevskii
Lineage: Eukaryota; Metazoa; Hemichordata; Enteropneusta; Harrimaniidae
Source: RefSeq, a predicted model, not a curated record